This is a messenger RNA of Cryptotermes secundus, 1957 nucleotides long. RefSeq lists its product as uncharacterized. The coding region runs from base 189 to 602 and encodes 137 amino acids. The transcript is spliced from 4 exons. The record is from RefSeq and is a predicted model, not a curated record. Lineage: Eukaryota; Metazoa; Arthropoda; Insecta; Blattodea; Kalotermitidae.
GAAACGAGAUAGAAGGAAAAGUCGACAUAAGCAGGAAGCAAUUAAUCUUAUAGUUAAUAUCAGUGGCGAUAAAUAUAUUUGUGGUUUCUCGUGAAGAAAACUUCAGGGCAGAACAAGAAAAAAAAAGUAUUUAAAAUAUAGCAUUUUCCUGAAUAUAAGUCACAGAAGAUUACGAAAUUGGCUAAGGUAUGGUAUCCACCACAAUGUCCUCAAGGACGGCGAUUUUAUGGGCCCUCGUUAUGAUUAUGACUUUGUGCUGCACGGUACGGGCUGCUCCUGAGGCCUUGAGCCUCACAGAAAGGGCAAUGCAGCAGGACCUUAAACAGAAGGAUAAUAUUGUAGCGAUCCUCGAGCUUCUACAACUCUACAGAAAGGAAUUCCAACAGCUGCAGGAGGAUGAAGAUGACCCCAACAGACAAGAAAGCAGAGCGUUUCCUGUACCCGAAGCCUACCAGAAUCUACCAAUUCCUAUGGCAGUCCAAACAAAAUUCUUCAGAAACCACGAUACAGCCGCAAGGGAUGAAACUAAAAGAGGGAGUUAUCAACCACCACUUUGCUACUUCAAAAUCUGUAGUAUGGGUCGCAAGCGAAAUCCUCACUGAACUACUGAACUCUGCAGAAAAAUUUGCAAAUGAAAAUUACUACCUUAUAUUUCUCACUCUUCAAAAAUUCCAAAAUAAUUAUAAUACGAAAAAUGUCAGCACCCUUCUCUUUGUUUUAAACAUUUUCAGGCAUUCAGUCUCUUCUAAAGAAUAGCUGAUAAAAAUUGAAGUUUUUAUUUAAGAUUACUUAAAGUGAGUACUAUUUCCAUUUACUAGUAAGAAUGCCUGAAUGUUGGAGAAAGAUAUUCCAUUCUGUGACAUGUGUCCAUAUUGUUAAAAAAUACUGUUCUUAAGGAAAUGAAAAUGUUCCCAUAAUAAGAUAAUACAUGUUCUGGACAAUGUCCUUAGAUAUAGAUUAGUGUCAUAGAGAAACUGUAUUAAUAUUUCAAGGAAAAAAAUCACAAGUUCCAAACUGAGUAUUUAUCUUUAAAAUUUUAGUGCAUAAUUUUAGUUUCCCCCAAAUCCCACUUCCAUUUCCAGAAAGGCCUUCAUCACGUGAUUACUUGUCAAACUUUACUAAAAUAUCACAGACUUGUGAAUGAAAAACCAAUCAAAAGAAAUCUGGCAUACACUGCACAUGAAUCAGGUUAUCCCAGACACAAGAUAUCUCACUCUCUGUAUGUCUCUAGUCAGUCAAAUAUAAAAAUCAGACUUGAGAACUAAACUGCCACAUUCCAUAUAAUUACUUUCACUUUGCUAUUCAGUUUCAGUCUUCAAAUCUUACCUACAGAAGAAACAUAAAUUUCUUAUUCCUUGUUAGUUAUUAGCUGUCUUACAUGCAACUUCAAUUUUAAAACCUUUGAAAGUUUUAAACUUCAAAAUCAUUUCUACAUCAUUGGUGUAUGCACACUACAUGUUUCGACCAACACUGGUCAUCUUCAGAUGUCUCUAAAAUCGCUGAUGAAACUGCUGUGCUUAACCACCACCACGGGAUGCAUGAGCAUAUAGACAUGGACAUACCCCAAAAACUGAACUUACAAACAGAAGCACAACAGUUUCAUCAGCAAUUUUAGAGACAUCUGAAGAUGACCAAUGUUGGUCAAAACAUGUAGUGUAUACACACCAGUGAUACAGAAGAUAUUUUAACGUUCAAAACUUCGUUAAGUUUUUAAAAGGGCAAGUUGCAUGUAAGAAGGCUAAUAACAAACAGGAAUAAUUAUACGGGAUGUGCAGCAGGAUGCUACGAUACAAAUUUAUGGUAUUUACGUAAGCACUUCUCCUAUGAAGGCAAUUAUUCAGAGGGGCUAAUCAUGGCUCAGUUAGGGCAUUUAGUGCAACUUUCAAUACUGAACAUAAUCUGAACUGCCCACACCGAGCUUGAUCUAUCAAAAAUGUUUGAAGCAAGGACAGAGUCA